CGAUAGUCUUCGCACUUGAGAUGAUCAGUAGUGGGCUUUAACGAUACUGACAACCACAGUGACAAUAUCGCGACUAAUUAUCGCCGGAAAUAAACGAUGUUGCUUCUGUGGACGUUAUCAGCCUUCCUGGCCGCUGUUCAGGCCAGUGUCUGGCCUUAUCACGCAUCCCUGGGUUUGGUUCCAGCAACAGGUGAUGUGAUCAACGGUCCAACAUACGGAUACGAGCCGUCAGUAGCCUUAAGUGAGGCACAUGCACAAUCUAAUGCCCAUGCUCAUGCUCAUGCUUCCAGUGUUGCUUCUGCAUCAAAUGCGGCAUAUUCACCAAUUUAUUAUAAGGGUCUAGGAAGCCAAUCGGCAGUUGCAAGCGCAACGGCCCAUUCAUCCGCUGGAUCUUCAAUUUCAAGAGCAGGACCUGUCUAUGUAACUGGUCCUUCAGGAGGACCAGUCUCGAUAGUAGGACCUUCCACCUAUCCAGUCUCUGGUCUUGGCUCGAACAGUGGCUCAGCUGUUGCAAAUUCGAUAGCUCAAGGAGGAGGAACUGCAGGAGCAACGGCAGUGGUUGGCCCAUCCUCAAGACCCGUUUCUGUCCUUGGGCCUUCAUCUAAGCCAGUAUACGUCACUGGUCCUUCAUCUGCGCCAGUAUACGUCACUGGUCCUUCAUCUGGGCCAGUAUACGUCACUGGACCUUCAUCUUCGCCAGUAUACGUUACUGGGCCAAGCAGUGGUGGUUCCGCUAGUGCCCAUGCCCACGCUACUUCUGGUACCGCAAUUUCUGGUGCAUCUGCUGGCCCAGUUACAGUCACUGGCCCAUCCAGUGGAACCGUUUAUGUUAGAGGUCCUGUUCCUGCACCAGCAGUAAUUCGUGCACCAGUCGCUAGUCCAAUAAUUGUAAAAAGCGUUCCACAACAAGUGGUAUGGUGUCCACCAGAAGUCACUGAAUGGAGACCAAUACCAAAACCAUUUGCAGUUUUACCGGGUCGAGUUUCCCCGAUAUUAGGAUCAUCGGCUGGAAGCGUUGUAAUCACUGGCCCCUCUGCACCUUCCGCUAUUAUUUCUGGUCCCUCAGCACCUUCUGCUAUCAUUUCUGGUCCCUCAGGGACAAUUGCAACUUCGGGCGGAUCGGGAUGGCCAGUAACAAAAUAUUGGUAAAUAAAUGGUGACUAAUUGCGAACAAAAAAAUCAGACUCGAACAGAUAAAGGAACAUUGAUUAUUGAAUUAUUUAAACAAAUAGAGGUUAUAAAUGAGAAUAUAAAAUUGA
Belonocnema kinseyi is the source of this 1259-nucleotide messenger RNA. RefSeq names its product tetra-peptide repeat homeobox protein 1-like. The coding region runs from base 97 to 1149 and encodes 350 amino acids. The transcript has 4 exons. The record is from RefSeq and is a predicted model, not a curated record. NCBI's taxonomy places the organism in Eukaryota, Metazoa, Arthropoda, Insecta, Hymenoptera, Cynipidae.